Molecule: messenger RNA, 3157 nt
Organism: Phragmites australis (common reed)
Lineage: Eukaryota; Viridiplantae; Streptophyta; Magnoliopsida; Poales; Poaceae
Product: probable transmembrane GTPase FZO-like, chloroplastic
Exons: 11
Coding region: 258-3017 (919 amino acids)
Biological process (GO): thylakoid membrane organization
Cellular component (GO): chloroplast membrane
Molecular function (GO): GTP binding
Source: RefSeq, a predicted model, not a curated record
UGAGGUUAGAGGAUCCCAUUUCUGUGAUCAAAACGGCUCAUCUGACCGAGCCCGCAAACGGCAAAUCCCUAUCGCGGCCGUGCCCCGCCCUAUCCAACCAAAUCCGCGACAAACGCCUUCUCCUCCACGGCUCCACCGCCCACUUCUCCCACCUCACCUCACCUCACCUCACCUCGCCAGUCGCCCCACCGCAGCUCGCUCCCUUCUCCACUGUCCACACGCGCGCUAGCGGCGCACUCCCAUCCCUGUCGCUCUCCAUGUCCGCCGCUUCCACCGCCACCUUCACCCGCCUCCUCCUCCCGCUCCCGGCCGCACCCUUCUGCUCCCUCCUCCUCUCCCGCCGGCGCCUCCGCCGCGCAGUCCACGCCAGCGCCGUCGCGGGAGGAGGCAUCUCCAGCGGCGGCGGUGGCGCCGCCAAGGAGCCUCCGCGGACCCUGUUCCCCGGCGGGUUCAAGCGGCCGGAGAUCCAGGUCCCGGCGCUCGUCCUGCGCGUCGGCGCCGACAAGGCGCUGCGCUCCGGGGAUGAAGUGGCCGCCGCCGUGGCCCGGGGAGUGGGGAUCGUCGUGCUCGAUACCGGGGAGGAGGGCGGCGGGAGCGCGUACGAGGCCGCGCGCGCGCUCAAGGCGGCGGUCGGGGACCGCGCGUACCUGCUGAUCGCGGAGCGCGUCGACGUCGCCUCGGCGGUCGGGGCGAGUGGCGUCGUGCUCACCGACGAUGGUAUUCCUGCUAUUGUUGCAAGGAGUAUGAUGAUGAAAUCAAAUGCUGACUCCAUAUAUCUCCCUAUUGUUGCUAGAACGAUAAGCUCUGCGAACUCUGCGAUAAGCGCUUCAAGUUCUGAAGGGGCUGAUUUUCUUAUCGUAGAUAGUGGCAGUGAUGAUUUUGAGGCUGUUAUGAAUGGUGUGGAUGGUGGUGUCGGUCAACAUGUGAAGAUUCCGAUUUUCUUCACUCUAAAGGACCUGCGAAGUGGAGGGACUUAUUCUGACAUCACAUCCAGGUUGCUCCAAUCUGGUGCAUCUGGAAUCGUUACUUCCUUGGCUGUUAUGCAACUCCUCACGGAUGAUCUUAUAGAAAGGGACUUUUCAAAAGUGGAUGCGACUGAGGAAGUCCCACAAGCCAGUUACUCUUCUGCUAGUAUGUUGGAAGAAGCAAAUAAUGUAAUGGUUGUAACUUGUGAGAAGACGAAAGUUGCUGGAUUCACAAAACUGGAUGAAAAAGUGAUGCAGCUGAUAGAGACGGAAAGGCCUAUUCUAAGUGAAGCUGUUGCCAUUAUCCGCAAGGCAGCACCAAUGAUGGAGGAGGCUGAGCUUCUGGUUGAUGCCGCUUCUCGCCUGAGUGAGCCAUUUUUGUUGGUUGUUGUGGGUGAAUUUAACUCAGGAAAAUCGACUUUUAUAAAUGCUCUACUUGGAAGGCAGUAUCUUCAGGAAGGAGUUGUGCCUACGACAAAUGAGAUCACACUGCUAUCAUAUUCCGAGGUUGAUUCCGAGAGCUUUGAACGAUGUGAGAGGCACCCGGAUGGUCAAUUCAUGUGCUAUUUAUCUGCUCCGAUUUUGAAGGAAAUGAAUCUAGUUGAUACACCUGGAACAAAUGUUAUUCUUCAGAGGCAGCAACGACUCACUGAAGAAUAUGUGCCACGAGCUGAUUUAAUACUCUUUGUCCUAUCAUCAGAUAGACCAUUAACUGAUAGUGAGGUCGGAUUUCUUCAGUAUGUCCAGCAGUGGAAGAAGAAAGUUGUAUUUGUUCUCAACAAAUUGGACCUCUAUCGGAACAGCGAUGAGCUUCAAGAAGCUACUGCAUUUGUCAAGGAAAAUGCAAGGAAAUUGCUUAACACAGAGGAUGUAAUACUGUUUCCUGUAUCUUCACGCUCUGCUCUGGAAAUCAAACUUUCAUAUUCCAAAAGCAGUGGUGGAAAGCAUUACGAGGAAGCUAUGUUUAGUGAUCCUAGAUGGAGAAGCAGCAAAUUUUGUGAACUUGAGGAUUACCUACUGAGCUUCUUGGAUGGAUCAACAGAAAAUGGAAAGGAAAGGGUCCGGCUGAAACUAGAAACACCAAUAGGAAUUGCAGAUCGUUUGCUAACUUCAUGUCAAAGACUCGUGAAACUAGAAUAUGAAAAAGCUGUUGAUGACUUAACAUCCAUCAGGGAUCUUGUUUCUGGUGCAAAUAAUUAUGCUGUGAAGCUUGAGGCUGACAGCAAUUCUUGGCAGAAACAGAUUUCAUCUCUUAUUGAGAGAGCAAAACGUCGAGCGGUAACACUCAUGGAAUCUACACUUCAGCUGUCAAACAUUGACCUUAUUUUUACAUACACAGUUCAAGGAAAAACAGGUACUUCUGCCAGAGCCACAUCAUUCGUUCAGAAUGAUAUUCUGAGUCCAGCCCUUGAUGAUGCCGUGAAUUUACUAGGUGAAUAUUCGACAUGGUUGAGUUCUAGCAAUACGCGUGAAGCAAAUUUAUACUUGGAGUGUUUCCACGAAAGAUGGGAUUCACUGGUUGCUCAGGAACAAAGGGUUCUGUUAGAUCCAAAUGGACUUGCUAAUGAAGGGGAGAAACUCAGCAUAAAGGCACUGGAUGGCUUCAGCGCCAGUGCUGCUGCUAAGGUUUUUGAAGAAGAAGUCCGAGAAGUGGCUUUUGGAACAUUUGGAGGGCUAGGCGUUGCUGGAUUGUCAGCUUUUCUUUUGACAUCUGUUUUGUCAACUACACUUGAAGAUCUUCUUGCUCUUGCUCUUUGCUCAGCUUGCGGGUUUCUUGUAAUAUCGAAUUUCCCUGGUCAACGAAAACUUGCAAUAGAGAAGGUUAGCAAGGCUGCUGAUGCACUGUCUGGUAAAGUUGAUGAAGCUAUCCAGAAGGAUAUCUCGCAGAGUGCUAAUAAACUAGUCAAUUUCGUUGAGGUUAUCAGCAAACCAUACCAAGACGCAUGUCAGCGAAAAAUAGAUUGGUUGCAGGGCGUUCAGGGUGAGUUGUCUGUUGUUGAGCGUAAGCUCCAAAGUUUGAAAGUCGAAAUCCAAAAUCUUCAUGGACCAUGAGGUUUCACUUUUGUUCAUACCUUCGUUUGUCUGUACUUAGCUCUUUGUAUGAAUGGCCCACUAAUUAAAAUUUGUUAAUUCGUGUUGUAUUGUGACGAUGUUGACGUAGUGACUUUACCGUCUGAUAAACCUGUAGUAUA